AUGGAUGAGAGGCAACGAGAACAAAGACAAAGAAAGAAGAAGAUAAAGCAAAAAAAUUGCAUGAAAAAUGGUAUCAUUAAAAACAAUAGAAAUGAAGACAGAAGCAAAUUUACAAGAGGAAAUCCUAUGAGCGAAGAAGUGCAUCCGAAGCAAACCAAAAGAGAAGAAAUUCACGACCUCAAAGAGGUUGAUCGUGCCGUUUUAUAA
Messenger RNA from Clunio marinus, 207 nucleotides. NCBI's taxonomy places the organism in Eukaryota, Metazoa, Arthropoda, Insecta, Diptera, Chironomidae. The record is from the annotation of a GenBank genome assembly.